UUAUAACGCCAUUCCUUUAUUGUGGUCUAUAUAUCUUCUUGCACUAUAAGUGUUUGUUGAGCCUCUUGAAUAAGAAACAUACAGCUCAAUUCCAAACCAUAUUCAUUAAUAAUAGGCUCCUUUGCUUCUUCUCAACAUUCUCUACCUAAAUUUUUCUAAUCAAACUACUUUACACAAUUAGCAUACACAUAUUCUAAUGGAACCAACACUUCUCAACAACAACAACAAUGGUUGUGGAAACUCUGAAUAUGAAAACAUUAUUAGUUGGUUCGAAGAUGUGUCUAGGAACACAGGUUCUGUUCAAACUCAGAUACUAUGCAAUAUUCUGAAACAAAACCAUGGUGUGGAAUAUCUCAAGAAAUGGUUAGGGAAUUACAAUAUAUUCGAAAUGGAACCAUGUGCAUUGGAAUCUCUUUUCACUUCUUUGGUUCCUAUUGCUUCACAUGCUGAUUUUGAACCAUUCAUUCAGAGAAUUUCCGAUGGUGACACUGCUCCUUUACUCACUCAACAACCUAUAACCACUCUUUCCUUAAGUUCUGGAACCACAGAGGGGAGGCAGAAAUUCGUACCCUUUACCCGACAUAGUGCUCAAACCACGCUUCAAAUAUUCACUUUAUCAGCAGCAUAUAGAUCAAGAGUUUAUCCAAUAAGGGAAGGAGGAAGGGUUCUUGAAUUCAUAUACGGCAGCAACUGUUUCAAAACAAAAGGAAAUUUAACGGUGGGAACAGCAACAACACAUUGUUAUGCAAGUGAAGAAUUCAAAAUCAAAAAGCAAAAAACAAAGUCAUUUAGUUGCAGCCCACAAGAAGUGAUUUUCAGUGGAGACUAUAAACAAUCCACAUAUUGUCACCUCCUUCUUGGUCUCUUCUACUCCGAUCAAGUCGAAUUCAUUACCUCAGCUUUUGUCUAUAGCAUGGUACAAGCUUUCACCACCUUUGAAGAACAUUGGAGAGAAAUUUGUAAUGACAUUAGACAUGGAACUUUAAGUUCAAAAAUUAAGUCACCAAAAUUGAGAGAAGCUAUUUUGGACAUAAUAAGUCCAAACACAAAUUUAGCUACAAAAUUACAAGGCUAUUGUGAGGAGCUAGAAAAAGUUGAUUGGUUUGGUUUGAUUCCAAAGAUUUGGCCAAAUGUUAAGUACUUGUAUGCAAUAAUGACAGGGUCAAUGCAACCUUAUUUGAAAAAACUUAGACAUUAUGCAAAUGGGUUGCCUUUGAUUAGUGCUGAUUAUGGUUCAACUGAAAGCUGGAUUGGUGUUAAUGUUAAUCCUAGUUUGCCACCAGAAGAAGUUACAUUUGCUGUUGUACCCACAUUCUCUUACUUUGAAUUCAUACCUCUUCAUAGAAAUAAACAAGAUAGCAUUAGCAGUGAUGAUUUCAUUGAAGACAAGCCAAUUCCAUUGUCCAAGAUUAUAGUAGGACAACAGUACGAAAUUGUCCUCACAACUUUUACAGGGUUGUACAGGUGCAGACUAGGAGAUGUGGUAGAAGUGUCAGGAUUUCACAAUGGGACCCCAAAAUUGAACUUUAUAUGCAGAAGAAAGCUAAUUCUAACAGUAAACAUAGACAAAAAUACAGAGAAGGACCUCCAACUAGUGGUAGAGAGAGGAUCACAGAUUUUAAAUAAAGCAAGAGCCGAAAUUGUUGAUUUUACCAGCAAUGCAGAUGUAACUAAUGAACCUGGUCACUACGUUAUUUACUGGGAGAUUAAAGGAGAGGUAGAUGACAAUGUACUUGAUGAUUGUUGCAGAGAAAUGGACCUAUCUUUUGCUGAUCAUGGAUAUGUAGUGUCAAGAAAAACAAAUUCAAUUGGGCCACUUGAACUUUGCAUUUUGGAGAGAGGGACUUUCAAGAAGAUUUUGGAUAAUUUCAUAGCCAAUGGGGUUGCAUUGAACCAAUUUAAGACUCCUAGGUGCACUAACAAUCAUGUGUUACUCAAAAUUCUUGACACUUAUACCAUAAAAAGGUUUCGUAGCACAGGAUAUAGUUUAAAUUAGAAGCACACUAUUAUGGAUGUAGUUGGUAAUAUUUCCUUAAUUUAAUGGAUUUUUCAGGUCAAUGUACUAGUCUUAUAGAGUUAUAUAUAGCCAUUAAGAACUUUGUAAAAGUUUUCUUUUGUUUUCAUUUUUUAGUUUCUAAUAA
Molecule: messenger RNA, 2141 nt
Organism: Medicago truncatula (barrel medic)
Lineage: Eukaryota; Viridiplantae; Streptophyta; Magnoliopsida; Fabales; Fabaceae
Product: indole-3-acetic acid-amido synthetase GH3.10
Exons: 4
Coding region: 197-1996 (599 amino acids)
Cellular component (GO): cytoplasm
Molecular function (GO): acid-amino acid ligase activity
Source: RefSeq, a predicted model, not a curated record